AUGAGCAGCGACAACAACAGCGCUGGCAGCCACGAGGAUGGCCCUGCCGCCCCGGUGAUGAUUGUCGAAAAGUAUGUUGUUGAGCAGGAGAUUGGCAAGGGGUCGUUUGCUACCGUAUACAAGGGACGGCUGGCAGCUAAGGGUGGAGGUACCAACGAUUUCGUUGCCAUCAAGGCUGUGUCCCGUUCGAAGCUGAAAAACAAAAAGCUGCUAGAAAAUCUGGAAAUUGAAAUCGCGAUACUAAAGAAGAUUAAGCACCCCCAUAUUGUUGGACUAAUGGAUUGCGAACGUACCAGCGCUGAUUUCUUUCUGAUCAUGGAGUACUGUGCGCUUGGCGACCUCACAUUUCUCAUUAAAAAGCGAAAGGCACUCAUUGAGAAGCAUCCACUCGUGCGAACAAUGUUCGAGAAGUACCCACCCCCCAAUGAAUCUCACAACGGCCUAAAUCGCGUUGUUGUGGUGAAUUAUCUACAACAACUCUCAUCGGCUCUCAUGUUUUUGAGGUCGAAAAAUUUGGUACAUCGCGAUAUUAAACCUCAAAAUUUGCUGAUAUCCACCCCGCUUGUGAAAUACCGAGACCCAGAAACUUUUCACAAGCUCGGUUUCGUCGGCAUUUACAAUUUGCCAAUUUUGAAGAUAGCAGAUUUUGGGUUUGCAAGGUUUCUGCCAAAUACGUCACUCGCAGAAACGUUGUGUGGUUCACCCUUGUACAUGGCACCAGAAAUUCUGAAUUACCAGAAGUAUAAUGCAAAAGCUGAUUUAUGGUCUGUGGGGACAGUACUAUACGAAAUGUGCUGUGGCCGACCACCUUUUAAAGCAUCAAAUCAUUUAGAGCUGUUCAAAAAGAUCAAGAAGGCGAACGAUGCCAUCACUUUCCCUUCUCACUGCAAAUUAGAACCUGAAAUGAGCGAAUUAAUUUGUGGACUUUUAACGUUUGAUCCUUCUCAAAGGAUGGGGUUCAAUGAGUUUUUUAGCCACGAAAUUGUAAACGAGGAUCUAUCCAGCUAUGAGCAGGAGGUCAUUCCGGAUCUGGAGGACAAAUCAAAAGACGUUGCUGGAAGUAACAUGUUCAUCUCUGAGUAUCUUGCCAAACCGGUUACUGAAGCAGCGCCCAUGACCCAAGUGGAAGAACUUCCAGGACCAGCUUCCUCAUCCCUUACCAAUGCCAAUACCAUUGCCUCGCCACAUAAGUCUCGAAUGAGUAAUGCUCGCCGCUUGAGCAGUAAGUCUCGUGCAAAUUCUCUCGAGCAAUCGCGUUCCCAAAAUGACACUUCGAUUGAGAAGGAAUAUGUGAUGGUUGAAAAGAAAAGUGUCGAGGUAAACGCCCUCGCAGAUGAGUUCGCAAACUUGGGUACUCCGGGAGGCAAUGAUGUGGGCAAAGCUGUGGUUUUAAGAAACGUACAACAGCAAACUACUAACCCACAAGCGAUGGCGAUCAGAAAGUCCUCAUCAGGUAGCUCAACGACCGCUCGGAGACCUUCAUUAGUGGAGAGAAGGCUCUCUAUUUCCUCUCUGAGUCCGUCAAAUGCUCUCACGAAGGCUCUCGGAAUUGCAUCAACUCGCUUGUUCGGCAGCCAGCAUUCCACUGGACUCUCGACAUCGCCCAAUCAGAUAACUCAACCUCUAUUAAGCCGCCAGGUCUUUCAUGAUCUGACAGAGAACAUCGUAUUAUCCGCCGACCAUCAGAUGGAUUUCUCGAAAUUCAAUGAGAGUCAAUCAGAUGUUGACAUGCUUUCUCUUCUCGAAUCACUUGCUGCAAAAGCUUUCGUAAUAUAUUCAUUCGCGGAGGUCAAGUUUUCACAGAUUGUGCCACUGCCCCCGUCUUCUAUAGGCGAUCCUUUCAGCAAAAGACCCAGUAAUGGUAGUUGCGCCAUUGAGGAGGAGGACGAACAUCCGGAUUCAUUCACUGAACCAUAUAGAACUCUUAGGGCCCAAUCAGAUUCCCGAACCAUAGCGGAUACUAUGAAAAGAAGAAGUUCGAGUGAAAUCUCUGCUUUUGAAGGGUUUGCGAAGGAUCUACCAAUAUGGGAGAUCCAAAAAUUAUGUACUGAGGCCAUGGUACUAUACAUGAAGGUCCUUUCAACAUUAGCGAGGGCUAUGCAUGCAACGUCCGAUUGGUGGUACAGAUCUCAAGAAAAAAAUUGCUCGCUGAAGCUUAAUAUUCUGGUUCAGUGGCUACGCGAUAAAUUUAAUGAAUGUUUGGAGAGAGCAGAGUUUUUGAGAUUGAAAUUGAUUUCUGUAGAUCACUUAGCUGAUGAUCCAACCCUUAAGGCCUCCCAAGCUAAUGAAUGCAACGCUGGCGCUGCAGCAAAUGAUACAGAUGGAGAUAUCGAACCCGUUUUUCUCGAAAAGAUUAUUUAUGACAGAGCCUUGGAGAUUUCGAAAACAGCGGCCAAAUUUGAGAUGCAAGGAGAAUUUUUGAACAAUUGCGAACUGGCUUACGCGACUUCUUUGUGGAUGCUUGAAAGUGUACUAGAUCGUGAUAGUACGGACGACAACAUUGGUCACGAUUUUGGUUUCCAAACAGCCGACGCGUUAGACGAAGCGGAUAGGGUUAUGAUCAAAAAAUACAUCGACAGCAUUGCAAACAGACUGAAAAUUCUGAGGAGAAAGCUGAAUUCUCCAUGA
Messenger RNA from Lachancea dasiensis, 2628 nucleotides. The record is from the annotation of a GenBank genome assembly. Lineage: Eukaryota; Fungi; Ascomycota; Saccharomycetes; Saccharomycetales; Saccharomycetaceae.